Molecule: messenger RNA, 1704 nt
Organism: Aspergillus glaucus CBS 516.65
Lineage: Eukaryota; Fungi; Ascomycota; Eurotiomycetes; Eurotiales; Aspergillaceae
Product: Nur1/Mug154 family protein
Exons: 2
Coding region: 131-1423 (430 amino acids)
Biological process (GO): maintenance of rDNA; regulation of exit from mitosis
Source: RefSeq, a predicted model, not a curated record
GGCCAGACUGUACCAACAACUUGGACUUAGUGAUCUCCUGAUCCCGCUAAACAAGCGCAGAUCAAGCUGGUUUUCUCAGCUGCCAGCUCAAUAUUCUCUCCUGCUUCCUCCUUUUCGCAUCGCAUUCACCAUGCCCCGGCUCGUACGCCGCCAACCGUUGGGGGAGCGCAUCAUGUCUUACCUGAAUCCGUUGGACUUUCUCUUGUGGUUGUCGGGAGAAAUUGAUGCGAAUGACUGGGAUCAGUUUGAGAAGGACUGGGCGCUGCCUGUCGGGGUAGCAUUGAAUGUGGUCUUUUUGAUUGCGAGAGCGAAUAGCAGGCCCAGUGGCAGCGAGGCCGUGGAUGACGUCUUCGGUGACGAUGGAGGAGUUCCCUGGCUGAGUUGGUUUGCGUCCUUCGUCGUUCACCUACUGGCUGGUUUCUCCGGCUUCAAUGCCUUCUAUACCUUCUAUCGCAAACGCCAUUACCGCAUGUUCGAAGUGUCGAUCGACCAAGCCCCCGCGACCCCUUCUGCUCAACGAGUGCGUGUGGAUUCAACUCCCAUGGCAGCCUCCCCGUUGCGAUACUUUGCGAAUGCGAUUUCGGGGUCAGCCGAGUCGAGGGCGCAUCCUGAUGCGCAGCGGGAUGUCUGGGAGCUUGCAGUCUGGGAUCCAUUGCCGAUUUGCGUUCGGAUGUUUGGCAUGUUCAGCCCGGGCCAUGUUCUGGUUUAUUGGCUUUUCCUGCCUACUCAGGUGUCUGAUCCUCGGCCUAGCGUUACUAUCGUCACUACGUUGUUCUUGACGGCUUUGCUAUCGGUGCAAAUGUCUUUCCUAUCUUCGUCGUUUACCCAGCAAGCAAAGGAUUCUGCGCUGGUACAGAAGGAAGUCCUUCGAGAGUACGACAAUAAAUAUGUGCAUCCCCGUACGCAGCCUUUGAUGAGAGACGUUGGCACCCAGUUCUCUGAAGAGGAACAAAAAGCCAAUCGGGUUGAUACAUUUACCCCGACAUUCGUCAUUCAGCGCGGAUUCAAGACCAGUCCCCAUCCAAACUACGUUAGCCAUGUCGACCCCGAAGGAGUCACUCCCAGACGUCAACCUUUCACAACCCCGACAACUACGUCUUAUAAAACACCCAGCCACUUGCGUGAUGCCUCGCCUGCCGUACGUCCCUCUGUCACUUCUAUGCGACAACCGCAGUUCAGGCCUGCCACGACCAGCACCGGCGAUGGAGGUAGUCUCGGUAUCUAUUCUCAUGCCAACUCGCCUCUUCGGAAAGCUACGUCGACAAAUCCUGAACGCCGCGUCCAGAACAGCGGAGACUUCUUCUACAAGGAACGUGGGACUCCGUUGAAGAGAUCAUCAAGCCCAUUGAAGAAGAGCAUUGUACCUGGCGGUGCCAGUUCAGCAGGCCAAUACAGUGCUCGUCGUGAUACUGGACGGUUUUAGGAGGUAAUGGGUGCGAUCUCUUGGGAUAGUAUAUAUGGAUCAUUGGGGAGUUUUGGGGGAGCAUGGUCUUUUAGUAUUGUCAUAGCAUUGGGCGCGGCGUGGCGUUUCGGGGCUUUUUGUUUCUAUAAUCUUGUCUUUUUACUUUUGUUUCUGUUCUUGAGGGCAACCGCAUGGUUUGCUGGGACCAGUCCUAUAUAACAUGUAUUCUGUACUUUUAAACAGAAGAUAUCAUUGCAAACGCAACUGCCUAUGCAUCUUCCCGCCUAAAAUCUUGUUGGAAA